AUGUUUAAUAUUCAUGGGUUUUUUUUAGGUAUUACUUGUGGUCGUACACGCAUCCCUGUUUUAGGAAAACUUGGGACUUUUGAAACUUGUUCCCUAAGACGAAUUCCUCUGAGAAACUUUUCAGAAACACCAGCAUAUUUUGCUUCCAAGGAUGGUGCAAGCAAGGAUAGUUCUGGAGAUGGAAGCAAGAAGUCUGUCGGUGAGGGGGGUGGUAAGAAGUCAAGCUCUGGAAGCUCUGGGAAAGGAGGGAACCAGCUGCGCUGCCCGAAGUGUGGUGACUUGUGCACGCACGUGGAGACCUUUGUGUCUUCCACCCGCUUUGUGAAGUGUGAAAAGUGUCACCAUUUUUUUGUUGUACUGUCAGAGGCAGACACAAAAAAGAGCAUCAUUAAAGAGCCCGAGUCAGCAGCAGAAGCUGUGAAAUUGGCAUUCCAGCAGAAGCCACCACCUCCACCGAAAAAGAUCUAUAACUACCUCGACAAAUACGUUGUUGGUCAGUGUUUUGCCAAGAAGGUGCUUUCAGUUGCUGUGUACAAUCACUACAAGAGAAUCUACAAUAAUAUCCCAGCUAACCUGAGACAGCAAGCAGAAGUUGAAAAGCAGACUUCUUUAACACCAAGAGAAUUAGAAAUCAGAAGACGGGAGGAUGAGUACAGAUUUACAAAACUACUGCAGAUUGCUGGAAUCAGUCCACACGGCAAUGCUUUAGGAGCAUCAAUGCAGCAACAAAUGAACCAGCAGAUACCUCAGGAAAAACGGGGAGGAGAAGUACUAGAUUCACCUAAUGAUGACAUAAAACUUGAAAAAAGUAAUAUUUUGCUGCUUGGACCAACUGGAUCAGGUAAAACCUUGCUGGCUCAAACUCUAGCUAAAUGCCUAGAUGUACCUUUUGCUAUCUGUGAUUGUACUACUUUGACUCAAGCUGGCUAUGUUGGUGAAGACAUUGAAUCUGUUAUUGCAAAACUCCUGCAAGAUGCCAACUACAAUGUAGAAAAAGCUCAGCAAGGAAUUGUUUUUCUGGAUGAAGUAGAUAAGAUUGGCAGCGUUCCUGGUAUUCAUCAGUUACGGGAUGUUGGAGGAGAAGGUGUUCAACAAGGCUUGUUAAAAUUGCUAGAAGGUACAAUAGUAAAUGUUCCAGAAAAGAAUUCUCGUAAACUACGUGGAGAAACAGUGCAGGUCGACACGACAAACAUCCUCUUUGUAGCUUCUGGUGCUUUUAAUGGUCUUGACAGAAUUAUCAGCAGGAGGAAAAAUGAAAAAUACCUAGGAUUUGGGACACCAUCUAAUAUGGGAAAAGGCAGAAGGGCUGCAGCAGCAGCUGAUCUUGCUAAUAUAAGCGGAGAGUCCGAUCCACAUGAAGAUAUUGAAGAAAAGGAUCGUUUGCUGCGUCAUGUGGAAGCCAGGGAUCUCAUUGAGUUUGGCAUGAUUCCUGAGUUUGUGGGACGUUUGCCUGUUGUGGUUCCUUUGCACAGCCUAGAUGAGAAAACCCUUGUACGGAUUCUCACUGAGCCACGAAAUGCUGUGGUUCCUCAAUACCAGGCACUAUUCAGCAUGGAUAAGUGUGAAUUAAAUGUAACUGAAGAUGCGUUGAAGGCUAUAGCCAGACUGGCCCUGGACAGAAAAACUGGUGCAAGAGGUCUUCGAUCUAUAAUGGAAAAGCUGUUGCUGGAGCCCAUGUUUGAAGUGCCCAAUUCUGACAUCGUAUGCGUGGAAGUUGACAAAGAUGUUGUAGAAGGCAAAAAAGAGCCAGGAUACAUUAGGGCUCCCACUAAAGAUUCAUCUGAAGAAGAAUAUGACUCUGGCGUUGAGGACGAAGGCUGGCCUCGACAAGCAGAUGCUGCAAACCAUUAAAUACUGUCAGAAUGCUCGCCUGCAUAAAGCGCACUUGGUUGUUUCCUUACGAUUUCCUCUGGCUUCAGUCUGAUACUAAAGGCAUUGGAUCUAUCUCGGCUAUGAUACGUGAUGAGGAACUUCAUUAGAUAAAUCAGAUUGUGUAUUUUGUUGCAACAUCACAUUGAUUUAUUUGAUGGACAUUGUGUGGACUUGGAUGGCAUAAUGUUCAAAUAUGAAUUGUAUAUUACACUUGUUCAAUUAAAAUGUAUAGCAAAUAUAGCAGCACCUGGAUUGCUUUUUCUAGGAAUUUAAACAGCAAUGCAGAUGCUGCCAGUAGUUAGAUUUUACAAUAAUGUUACUCUACAAAUGGGAAAUCAAGAUUAAUAAUUAGUAAAGGGUGAAUAAACUAUUAGCUCCUCAUACGAUGCGCGGAGGGGGUUACGUUCAGGUCAGUGUUAGAUUUCUGCUGGUGUUUGAAACCCGGUGGGUGCUGGAGUGACUUGUUACAUUGGUGGGGGAGGAAGCCCUUGCAAAAGGGUUUUUGAAAAACUGGGACACGCUUUAUGCCACUGCUGGGAGAUUUUUCUAAAAUGUGACACUAGUUUGUUACAGUAAUUUGAAUGCAAUAUCAAAUAAAAGCCUUUCCUUCACCUCCCCGUUAGGAGUAAGGGUCGGUCACCUUGAAUACUGUGAAAGAAGGCAAAGUCAGUAAUUUGCUCAUUUUUUCCAGAGGGGUAAACAAGAUUUCUAGAAAGUGGUAAGCCAUCUGAAUUUGGACGAGAGGUUGACAUAAAUUUUUAAAUAUUAAUGUUCUAAUAUAGUACAUUUUGUUUAACGUAUUGGAACUAUCAUGCAUCAAUUUUUUGGUGCCAGGUAUUUGCCCAACCUAUCUUAUAAUGUUAAGAGAUGAAAGAAGUAAAUGUGUAAUAUUUUUGAUGUAAUCAGUAGUGAUUGUUCACAUGACACAGUGCUUUUUAAGUUAUAUGCUGAAAUGCUAGUAUUGCAUCUUGUGGUUUUGUCUUUGAUUUUUAGUCUUGCAGCAGAGCGAUUCUCCCUCUUCUGUUCUACACCAAAACUAAUUCAAUCCUUUAGGAAAGUCUUU
This is a messenger RNA of Balearica regulorum gibbericeps (East African grey crowned-crane), 2935 nucleotides long. NCBI's taxonomy places the organism in Eukaryota, Metazoa, Chordata, Aves, Gruiformes, Gruidae. The record is from RefSeq and is a predicted model, not a curated record.